GCAUUCUUGGCGAGGGAGAGAGGAGGAAGCCUCUCCGCCGCGGCGCCCUCCUCGUCUCCGCCGCCGCGCCCUCUUCUCAAAGGACAAAUCCCCCUCCUCUCCGCCGCCGCGCUCGGACAAAUCCCCCUCCUCUCCGCCGCUGCGCCCGGACAAAUCCCCCUCCUCUCCGCCGCGGCCAUGGAUGAUAAGCCGAAUCCCCCUCCUUCGCUAAGUUCCCAUGCGAAGGAAUUCGUGCCCUCGCGCAACGUGGAUGCGCAGCUACAUCACGACCUGGGGCCAGCCGGUCAGGCGGACACCUACCUGCCCUUACCGGCGGGGAGGGUUCACUACCCCAACCCCUACGGUGGCUGGUACAUCGGCGACGACAACAGCACGUACGAGCAGUACUACGCCAGUGGGCAGCUUCCCUAUAUGAGUCUCCCCAUGAACAACCUCGAGCAGGAUUUGCAGCAGCAGCACCAACACGACCAUGCCCAUUGGCUUCAGCAGCUGCUGCUGCAGCAGCAGCUGCUGCGGCAGCAUGACUACGCCCGUUGGCUUGAGCAGCAGGAGCACGACGGCGCCCAUUUGCCUUUUCAGCAGCAGCAGCAGCCGCACUUCAGGCAGAGGCAGCAGCAGCAGCCGCACUUCAGGCAGAGGCAGCAGCAGCAGCCGCACUUCAGGCAGAGGCAGCAGCAGCAGCCGCACUUCAGGCAGAGGCAGCAGCAAGCAUUUCGAGGAGGUGAUGACCGCCAGCAAAGGGAGGAGCAGCGGCAGCAGGAGAGCCCAUCAGAUUCAGCAGCACAAGCAGAUUCAGCUUCAUUGCCUCAUGAGAUUCAGCCUACAUCCAGCAGAAGAAGCAGCAGACUACCAUUAUCACCUCAGCAGAGUGAACAACAUCAAGACCAGGAAAUGACAGAGGAGCGUCAGCAGGAGAGCCCAUCAGAUUCAGCAGCACAAGCAGAUUCGGCUUCAUUGCCCCAUCAGAUUCAGACUACAUCCAGCAGAAGCUGCAGCAGAUUACCAUCAUCACUUCAGCAGAGUGAACAGCAUCAAGACCAAGAAGUGACAGAGCGUCAAGAGGAGGCUAUGCCGGAGGAUGGUCAAGAGCAUGACAUGGGAGGGUUUUAUACAAUUGAAAUGACUUUGCCUCCACAUAUUGAAGAAACGAAUCUUCUCUACAUGUUCAACAAGCAAGGGAAGGAUAUAUGGAAGCAUGGAAAAGAGGCCCAAGUACAAUUCAGCUGCUAUACAGAUGCAUUGCAAGCACAAAGUACUUGGGCUGUUAAUGAGAAACUUAAGAGAGCGCACCUUACGAACUUUCGAAUGCACGAAUUCAUGAAGCCAUACGGCGAAAUGGAGCCUAGACGGGGUCCCAUGAAACCUAAGAGACAAAGGGAGGAAGAAGGUGGGAUGAGUUCUUCCCAAACAGAAACAGCCAAAGCGAGCUCAUCCCAAACAGAAACAGCCAAAGCGAGCUCUUCCCAAGAAGAAAAAACCAAGAUGAAGCGUUUGAAGCGAGAGUGUCUGCAAGAAGAUCACUUCAAAUGGUGCACUCUUGAGGAAUUCUCAAAAGAAGCCCCUGAGCAUGAGCUUGUCAGGCCAUUCAAUUUCACUACUGCUGCAAAGGAAGGAUCCGUUAGCUCUGAGAUAACGCUGUGUGUGGCAGGUCCUAUGUGCCAUCAUACAUUCAUGAGCCUGUUGAUGCAUGCUUUCUCCACACAUUUGAGCAAAAAAACAUGGAAGGGCCGGAUCAAAAGAAGGGAUCUGUGCAUAUCGAAGACAAUGCAGUUAUGUGCUAUACUGAGGAAGACAGUGCCCUUAACCAAUGACGAAGACAUGAUUAGCGACAUUCUAAGCAUUAUAUCAAGCAGUGAACCCCUGUACACAGUCAAUGGCUUUUGGCCCCCUUACUACAAUGAGAUGCUAUCUAAGCUGCAAGAUCCUCCAAGCAGAACCAAUCCUAAGGAUCUAGAGGGUUUUCACAGGAAUGUUCUGAAGAGACCGGCGUUCUCUACGCCUGAACUAAGGUCACACACGCUUCAGGAGUUCUACUCGAAUACCUUUGAAUUCGAGAUACAUGAUUGGGUGACCUUCAACAGAUCCGCGCCAAUGGAAUUAGAAGAUUGGCUGCACAUCACCAGGACUGACAGUGUUCUAACAAGGGUUAAAGAUGAAAGCUAUGGUAUGGGCCCUCAGUUUGGAAGGCAGUCCCGUUACAUGCGCCAUCUUGUGGUGCAUGCACCUGAAGACAAAGAGAAGAGGAGAUUGAGGUUGAUGAUGAAAGAGAAAGACAAAGAGAAGAUGAGAUUGAGCUUGAUGAUGAAAGAGAAAGACAAAGAGAAGAUGGAGGUGUGUGAUGAUGAGGAUCAUGGAUUGCAUGACAGUGAUGUAUCUGAUGACGAGGAGAGUGAGCUUGAUGAUGAAAAGAAGGAAAGGCUUCAGGGGGUGGCACCGGCGGCGCCUCUUGGGGAUGACUGGCCACCCCUUACCAAGGCACCUGCUCCUUUGGCGGCUCCGGCGAGUGCUCAGGCAGAUGUCUCAGCUCUCGCCUGCCCUCGCCCUCCAAAGCCCACCAGAAAGGCCCAUGCUCCUUUGGCGGCUUCAGCGAGUGCUCAGAGAGAUGUUUUAGCUUCCCCCGGCGCUCACACUCGCAAGCCCACAAAAACAGCGCUUAACAUUUGUGCCUUCGUGGCUGAAGCUUUUAAGGAGAGGGGAAUCUCCGACAGCCCCACCCCACCUCCUCCUCCUCCUACUAUUACUACGGUGUCUUGGGACAUAACCGAGAAGGAUAUGUUAGGACACUACUACUUCAAAGUGUUCAUGCCAACGUUUGUAGAUCACAUGUACAAGGAGAGGGGAAAUCAAAAGUUUUUGGGCAAGAUCUGCUCAUCAUAUGAGAACGGGUUGCCCAAGCUGGGGUGCAUACCGCACGAAAUGAUUCCAGACGAAUAUUUGGAAGAACUUGAGGAAGAAGAUUCAUGGCCUGAAGAAGGACAAGAGAUGGAGGAGGGCCAAGUCUGGAGAAGAGAUCGACAACAAAUUCCUCUGACUGCUGUAUGUCCGUAACAGAGACCAAGGUGCACGUGUGAAGCAUGGAUUGGCUGACCGGGGAUGCUAGGCUCAACGAACUGCAGCUAGACAAGUGUACAGCUCGUUUUCUAGAUGUGACAGCACACGCGUGAACAAAGCGACCAUGUAGUUCUAUUGGAACCUGGCAAUUGUUAUGCUUCAUGAGUACUAUAAUCAGCAUUGCAAAA
This is a messenger RNA of Triticum dicoccoides, 3239 nucleotides long. RefSeq lists its product as uncharacterized. The record is from RefSeq and is a predicted model, not a curated record. NCBI's taxonomy places the organism in Eukaryota, Viridiplantae, Streptophyta, Magnoliopsida, Poales, Poaceae. The transcript is spliced from 6 exons. The coding region runs from base 178 to 3048 and encodes 956 amino acids.